Cloeon dipterum is the source of this 2273-nucleotide messenger RNA. Its product is annotated as sodium/potassium/calcium exchanger 3-like. The coding region runs from base 50 to 1708 and encodes 552 amino acids. The record is from RefSeq and is a predicted model, not a curated record. Gene Ontology annotation, biological process: calcium ion transmembrane transport; intracellular calcium ion homeostasis. Lineage: Eukaryota; Metazoa; Arthropoda; Insecta; Ephemeroptera; Baetidae. Gene Ontology annotation, cellular component: plasma membrane. The transcript has 9 exons. Gene Ontology annotation, molecular function: calcium, potassium:sodium antiporter activity; calcium channel activity.
AUUGACCAGAGAUCUUCUGAUUAUCCUCACAAUCAGUUGGCGCGUGACCAUGCCGGAGACUGGGCACAGCGGCCGGGCCAGGGGGGCCAGGCUCCUCCUCAGGUGGGCGCUCGUCCUCAGGAGCGGCAUCGCGCUCGGAGUGCCGCUAAUCUACUUUGCAAUCGCAGCUCUAUCGGGCGUGACACAGCAAUCAGAGAGAGCAUUUGCGAGCAGACGCCUUCUAUCCACCUCGCGGCUGGCUGCUGAGGAUGGCACAACUUUUUCACCCUUCAACUGCACUCCGCCUGCCAUACACGACUUUCCCACCGACUUAUUUACCGACGUAGAGAGACGCCAUGGGGCUGCAUUGCUGCACGCGUUUCUCGCCUUUUAUCUGUUUAUUUUGCUUGCGAUCGUGUGCGAUGACUACUUUGUGCCUAGCAUUGAACGUCUAAUCGAAGUUAUCGGCGUAACAGACGACGUUGGUGGAGCCACGUUGAUGGCAGCAGCAACCUCAUCUCCAGAGCUGUUCAUCAACGUGGUCGGCACUUUCGUCACCGAGGGGGACAUUGGCGUCGGGGCAAUCCUCGGCAGCGCUGUCUUUAACAUUUUGGCGGUGCCCGCAUGCUGCGGCAUUGCAGCAUCAAAAGAAAUAAUGCUCGACUGGUGGCCGAUGACCAGAGAUUGCGGUGUGUACGUGUUGGCUGUUGUUGCGUUGAUAGUCUGCCUUGCUGACGAAGUAGUUCAAUGGUACGAAGCUGCGAUUUUAGUCAGCAUGUACGUCGGAUAUAUAGUGUUGAUGGUCUACAAUCGGAGAAUAUCGCAGUGGGCAAGCAGAAAGGUAUUAUUUAAGUGUUGGUCCGCACCGCCUGAAUCGACGCCGUUGCUGCCGCCGCAGGCGAACCAGUCAAAAGUGCAUGUCCAAGGGGUACGCGGUGAGCAGGAGGACUCCUUGUUAGCUUGGCUACACAGCUUAAACCCCAGUGAAACCAAAUACGAGUCCGUCUCCACGCGACAACUGAAUGAAAACAUUAACGACGAAGAGCGUGUCAUAGUUUAUGACGCAGAUGCAAAAGCAGUGCAGCGCGGCUGGUUCGCUUCCUGCUGGCGGGUGUUCACGGCACCAAUUCGCCUCGCCCUCUUCCUCAGCAUCCCCAACCAAGAGUGCUGCCCCCGCCUCUACCCCCUCACUUUUAUCAUGUGCAUUUGCUGGAUCGGCACCAUGACCUACGUCAUCUCCUGGAUGAUCACCGUGGUCGGUGACACGUUGCGAAUACCUGACAGUGUCAUGGGCAUCACAUUCCUGGCGGCGGGCACGAGCGUCCCUGAGGUGGUGUCCAGCGUGAUCGUCACUAGAUCAGGUCACGGAGGAAUGGGCAUCAGCAACUCGCUGGGCUCAAACAUCUUCGACGUGCUGCUUUGCCUGGGCCUGCCGUGGCUGAUCAAGUCGACGAUGCUGGCGACGGCGGUGCCGCUGGUGGGCCCAGCGCGCUCGCGGCAGGAGCUGGAGCGGGCCGUGGUGAUCAACUCUGACGGACUUGAGUACAGCGCCGUCUCGUUGCUGUCCACCACGCUGCUGCUCUACGCCACCUUCAGCUGUUACCACUUCAGACUCAACAGAAGGGUCGGCGCCGCGUGCCUCGCCCUGUACGCACUCUACCUGCUGCUCGCCUCCCUCAUCGAGCUCAACGUCUUCUUCACCGUCAAUUUGCCCAUUUGCGGCAGAUAGUGGCGUACGCCAUAAUGAAAUUCUUCCGGAAAAAUAGACUAGUCAAGUAUUAUUAUUUUUCUAAGAGAGGAAAAUUGUCCUGUGAGAUGUUGAUUGUGUUUUAAUGUUUAUAGAUACUAAUUUUAUAAAUCGACAAAAUAAUUUUUUGUCUGAAAAAUGAUUUUAUCCUAAAAUUAAACUUGUUUAAUCAUUUAUAGAAAUACUGAAAAUGGAUAAUAAAAAAUAAUUUAAAAUUUGUGUAGAAAAAAAACAGCUUCCACAGCAAAAAACAAGUAACGUGCGUGUGGAUUAAUUUUAAAAUUUUGCAUGCUUAUCCUCAAACCGCACAGGAGUUAAACCAAUGGUUAAAUGUAAUUUAUUCUAAUAUCAUAAUAAUGUUUCAAAAAGGCAAAAUAAUUAAUAUCAAAAUAAAAUUGAUUUAAAUGUAAUGGAGACGAAAACCUGAGUAUAUGUGACCAAAUAAUUUGUAACACACACAGUUUCUGUUUUGAAACUUCAUUUUAAAACAAUAUAAUUUUAAUGUCAAAUUUUCACAAAAUCUUAUCCAGCAACAAUAAAUCUAAUU